Messenger RNA from Pseudomyrmex gracilis, 3191 nucleotides. RefSeq names its product alpha-2A adrenergic receptor (gene Octalpha2R). The coding region runs from base 958 to 3156 and encodes 732 amino acids. Gene Ontology annotation, biological process: adenylate cyclase-activating adrenergic receptor signaling pathway. Gene Ontology annotation, cellular component: membrane. The transcript has 3 exons. Gene Ontology annotation, molecular function: G protein-coupled amine receptor activity. Lineage: Eukaryota; Metazoa; Arthropoda; Insecta; Hymenoptera; Formicidae. The record is from RefSeq and is a predicted model, not a curated record.
CUCUCUUUCGUCCUUCUCUCUAUCUCCUUUUCUAUCUUAAUCUAUCUUCCUCUUUCACUUUCUCUAUCUACCUUGAUACCCUUAAUCAAGUCGCCCACCGAACUAUCCAUAAAUCUCUGUACACUCUGUCUGUGUUAAGUCUGUUGUGGACCAGCGAAUGCAGGAAAUACGGGGGAACGGAGUCGCGACUUAUGCCAAGCAAUAAAUCAGAGACCAACUACCACGUCUGACCACGGAGGAAGUAACGUUACGGCCGCAGCACAGCGCAAAUCCGAAGGUGUCAGUCACGCCGAAAUUAGCUACAUUUAAGCUAAACUAGAUUCUAAAAAAUUUGGUCCAAUAGAAAAAAAAACACACACACACACACAAAACACCGAUUGUCGAAGACAAACUUUACUGCGCUAGGCAAGAAGAAUACCAUCACGUAUACGUGAGAGUGCCACGUGUGUAUUCUAAAAUUACGAUAUCGUAACACCACGGGACAUUGAAUUCUCGAACGAAGAAGAGAGACUCUUAGGUAAAAGAUACUUUUCCCGAGUAGGCGGCGCGCGAUAUCAUCGCGCGUUACAGACAACUCCCCCCCCUCCCUACCCCGUCUCGAAGAGAUACGCAUCAAUAACCGCGGGAACAAGCGCCGACGAAGUUGGUUCUGCAAAUAGUUAUCGCACGAUCCGUAGAAACGAUCUCCCCGAAGAGAGUGAGAGAACGACGGCGGGAACGACGAGCCGGGAAAGCGAGGUAAAGCGUGUACGAGAGCAUUUACGUAUUCGACGAGGAUGGCAUUAUCCUGAAACGGGCAUGACGCCCUUGGCCUCGAGAUGCGACGAGACCACCACCCUUCUGUUGUUGCUGCUACUCGAGCUAGUACCCGGGGCACGUUGCUAUUCGCGCGCGGCCACGACCUCCGCUUCGUUCUUAGCGAGAUAGCAUCUACAGUCCCCGGCGAGGGUGCGAGUGAUGCCGCUUCUCGGCAGCAUUAUGACCAUCGCUGUCGAUAAUCCGACAACGGCGUCCACGAGCGUCUUCGAGGGGAACAUGACGUGGUCUCGACCAAUCAGUGGUGGCUCUAUGUUUACUAAUAACGAGGCCCUCCCGACACGCGCUAUCCCGAACGGCGAGCAACGCUGGCAUCAUCAUUCGGCGGCAUCGGUAACUGUCAGCAACGAUCGCGAUAGUCGCUUCCUCCUGAGCGGCGGCGACGGCGACGACGUUAAAGGAGAACCGAGCGGUACCGGAGACAACGAAAAACACAUCAUCGAGAGCGACGGGGGUGACACAACUACUAGCACGGGGCGCGAGAGCGGUCUGACAGAAAAGAAAAAAACGUCGUCCCACCGUUGCGGCCAGACUUCAGAAACUCCGGCUUGCGGGAACACCGUAGACGCGACAAAGGGUGGGGAAACUGCAUUUACUGGCGAAGAAAACGUGGCAGGGAUAGAUACCGGGGGUGGCGGCAGCGAAGAAAGUGUCGACAGCGUAGGCAGUACGACCGGCAGUGUAAGUGUGAAUAGUACAGGUGUAUCGAAUAGCACGGAAGAAGGAGUCGCGAUCGAAUACGACGAGAAGGAUCUGUUGCUCUUCGGGUUCGGCGACACGAUGGAGGACACGAUCGGCGCGUUCAACGACUCGUUGAACGCGAGCUACCACUAUCCCUGGAACAUCAGCAUCAACGAGACUUACAUCGUUGUCGACGGUUACCCGUCGGGAUACACUUUGCCUCACAUUAUACUCGCGUCGAUUUUCGCGACGCUGCUGAUGAUCGUCAUUAUCGUGGGGAACAUGCUCGUGAUAAUCGCCAUCGUCACGGAGAAGGCGCUCAAGAAUAUACAGAACUGGUUUAUCGCCAGUCUCGCGGUGGCGGACUUCUUUCUCGGCCUCAUCAUCAUGCCGUUCUCGCUUGCCAACGAGAUCAUGGGCUACUGGAUCUUCGGCUACUGGUGGUGCGACAUUUACUCCGCCAUGGACGUGUUGCUGUGCACGGCCAGUAUUAUGAAUCUGUGCCUAAUCAGUCUGGACAGGUUUUGGAGCAUCACUCAAGCGGUCGACUACCUGAAGAAGAGAACACCGGCGAGAGCGGCGCUGAUGAUCGCCCUCGUCUGGCUGCUGUCAGCGCUCGUUUGUAUACCACCGUUACUCGGAUGGAAAAGACCCACUCCGGCCGAAAAAUUUCCCAAGUGCACGUUGUCGGAAGACAUCGGAUAUGUUCUUUACUCCGCUUUGGGUAGUUUUUACAUCCCAUCCAUCAUCAUGGUCUUCGUGUACGUGCGCAUAUACUUCGCUGCCAAAGCCCGCGCGCGUCGUGGCAUCCGGAAACAGCCACGUCCACGUGCGAUGGUGCCGCCGGAAUCGCCUGACGUCAGGCAGACCAGCUUCACUCAGAGCACGCCAGCGACGGACACCAAGAAGCCUCCGGGAUCAGUCAUGGAGAACGUCGCAACGAUUGAGAAUCAGCCUGUCCAGAUACCAAUUGUCACGUGCGACUUCGCCAGUGACGUCAGCACGUCAGAGGCUGAUCCCGGCGGAGGCACGAGUAUCCCAAUGGAGGAGAAGGACACGCUCAAGGUGAGCGUGCCGGUGCCGGCGCAGAAGAGCAACUUGAAGGCGACGCUGUCGGUGAACGGGGACGGGCAGUCGGGCAAUCAGAACGUGCCGGCGCGAUGCCGGGCGCCCAGCGUCGGCAUCGACGUCGACAUGGUGUCCGAGUUCGACCCCUCGUCGUCAGACAGCGGCGUGGUGUCAAGAUGCGCGGUGGUGAAGCCGCUCAAGCUGCGACUGUGUCAGCCGAUCUUCGGUCGCAAGCACGUAAGUAAAUCGAAACGGGAUCACGGCGACGGGCACCGUCACGCAGCCAAGGACGAUUCCGACUCGAAGACUAAACCGCGCGAUCCCGAGAGAGAGAAGCGGAGACUGGCGAGGAAGAAGGAGAAGCGCGCGACUCUGAUCCUGGGCUUUAUCAUGGGCAGCUUCAUCGCCUGCUGGCUGCCCUUCUUCGUCCUCUACGUUGUUAAGCCGCUCUCGCCGCAGACGCCGAUACCGCCGCAAGCGUUUGCGAUCGCCUUCUGGCUCGGCUACAUGAACUCCGCGCUGAAUCCCUUCAUCUACACGGUUUUCAAUAAGGACUUCCGCCGCGCCUUUCGCCGAAUACUGUUCAAAUGAGCGAUAAGGUAUAGCGUCGAUCAAGAAGGACGCUA